AUGAUCUCAUUUGUGAAGGCUGGAACAAGUACUGGAGCCAACAGAAAAGCUAGACUACACACAAGUAGGCUCCUUUGUCUAGCAAGAGAUUGGCAGUUGGUCUCAGACUUGGAUGAGCAGAUGACCUUUCCCAGUGAGAUUGUGACUACCAACAUGCGACCAGAUAUGGUAGUCUGGUCGAAGCAAUCCAAGUCGGUCAUCCUCUGUAAACUGACUGUACCAUGGGAGGAGAAAAUUGAGACGGCCCAUGAGUACAAGACGUCAAAAUAUGCCGGACUUAUCUUAGAAUGUAAGAAGAGGGGAUGGAAGGUAGACUACUACCCAGUGGAGAUCGGCUGCAGAGGAUAUGCGACCAAGUCUCUCCAUUUCUUCCUCUCAAGGAUGGGAAUAACCAACAGAAGGAAGCUGGCUUUGGAAUUAAUGGAGAUUGCUACAAGGUCCUCAGCCUGGUUUUGGAUUAAAUAUAAAGACAACUUACCAAACGAGCAGCUGGAGGUUGCAUCUCGUCUUGACGCUGCUGGCCCACCUCCUGCCACAUCAAGGAUAAUGGGCCGAAAUGGCUGGCAGGAGGACCUCGACUGA
Molecule: messenger RNA, 582 nt
Organism: Lytechinus pictus (painted urchin)
Lineage: Eukaryota; Metazoa; Echinodermata; Echinoidea; Temnopleuroida; Toxopneustidae
Exons: 1
Coding region: 1-582 (193 amino acids)
Source: RefSeq, a predicted model, not a curated record